Molecule: messenger RNA, 1419 nt
Organism: Lineus longissimus
Lineage: Eukaryota; Metazoa; Nemertea; Pilidiophora; Heteronemertea; Lineidae
Product: transcription initiation factor IIA subunit 2-like
Exons: 4
Coding region: 69-383 (104 amino acids)
Biological process (GO): transcription initiation at RNA polymerase II promoter; RNA polymerase II preinitiation complex assembly
Cellular component (GO): transcription factor TFIIA complex
Molecular function (GO): TBP-class protein binding; RNA polymerase II general transcription initiation factor activity
Source: RefSeq, a predicted model, not a curated record
UUUACGCAUGCGCAAUAACGUUUUUUCAGGUAACAACUUCCUGCCAUUUUGUCAGAAAAUCCGUCGAAAUGAGUUAUCAAUUAUAUCGAAAUACGACGCUUGGUCACACGCUGCAAGAAAGUUUGGACGAGUUAAUCCAAUGCAGCCAGAUCACACCACAGUUGGCUCUCAAGGUCCUCCUUCAAUUUGACAAGGCAAUCAAUAAUGCUCUAGCAACCCGAGUCAAAAAUAGGGUGAACUUCAGGGGCAAACUAAAUACCUACAGAUUCUGUGACAAUGUUUGGACGUUUGUUUUAGAAGACGUUGAAUUCCGAGAUGUGCAGGAAAUGGCCCACGUUGACAAAGUCAAAAUUGUGGCAUGUGAUGGGAAGGGAACCCAAUGAGAAUUGAGGAGUUAUAUUUUGAGUGUCACACAAGAUUCGAUGCCAACUGUUGAUUCGAUUUCACCCCAGCAAAAUGUUGUCAUAACUGUGCUGCUGGAAUUUCUAAGCAAGAUUAUGCUGCUAAGACAUCAAUGAUAUUGAGACAAAUCAAGGCAGGACUAUAAUUGAUGAAGUGCUUUCUGUGGACUGAAGAUUUCUAUGAGGAGAGUCUAAGUCAAAUUUACUGAAAAUAUCGUGAGGGUGAAAUUCAUCCGCAUUUACCCCUAUAAAGUGUUAAAGGAAAGUUUGAGAAGUUAUUUCUUUCCAAAAGUGUGGAAAUGGAUAGCACAAGUUCAGAGCUAGUCAAUGAGUAUGAGAAAAUGACUUUGUUGACCGCUAAAUUUGAAGAUGAAAUAUUUUGUAAAUUUUCCGGGUAUUUUUUGGUGAUUAUCAAUGGUAGAGUUAGUUAUGUGUGGAAAAGUUAAUCUAUCAGCUGAAAAAUUCUGAUGCAUGAAAAUAACUGAAACAGGGACAAGGCUUCUAAAAUCCAAUUGGAGCAACUACGUGUGUUGUAUUUUCAAGGGGUUUUCCAUGUCAUUGUUACUCCCUCUGUAGCAAGUUGGACAGUCAUGUCUUGAAAUCUGACUGUUGGUUAAGUAAGACCCCAUGCAGUUCAUUUGAAUGUACAAUUAACCCAGUGGUCACCAGUGUCGAAAUACCUCAGGUUCAGAACAACCUUGUCCCAAGUCAUCUUAGUCUUACAUGAACAAUGUUCAAGAGCACUUGGGGAAGAGGUUAGGGUGGGAAUUUUGGAAGACUGGUUGACGUAUAAGCCUCCAUAACUUAUCCCCAAGGGUCAAUCCCAAAGAAGGGGUAUGCACAUCUGUCACCAUGGGGAUUUUCGAAAGCUUUUUUUCGAGGCAGGUACCGGCUGUAAGUGUAAGCUGGUUCAAUUCAAACUCCUGAUGAAGGAGAUAUUUCUCCAAAUAUGGUUGAAGUACCAUGGAUGACGCGCUGUUUAUCUUUAACAGAUAAUAAAUCUUCUUUAUCUUUGUAA